GCGCUUCUCUCGCUGUCGGCUGCCGAGCCCCUGCGAAGGUCAAGAUGGAAGAGAUCUUGAGGAAGCUGCAGAAGGAAGCGUCCGGGAGCAAGUACAAAGCCAUCAAAGAGAGCUGCACCUGGGCCCUGGAAACCCUGGGCAGUGUGGAUACCAUUGUCAAGAUCCCGCCACACUUGCUGAGGGAGAAAUGCCUGCUGCCUCUCCAGUUGGCCUUGGAAUCCAAGAAUAUGAAGCUGGCCCAACAUGCCUUGGCAGGGAUACAGAAGCUUCUGUCAGAAGAGAGGUUUGUAUCCAUGGAAACGGACUCUGACGAGAAGCAGCUGCUCAAUCAGAUCCUGAAUGCUGUGAAAGUGACGCCGUCCCUCAACGAAGACCUGCAGGUGGAAGUGAUGAAGGUUUUACUCUGCAUUACCUACACCCCGACAUUUGACCUGAACGGGAGUGCUGUGCUGAAGAUUGCGGAGGUGUGCAUUGAGACAUACACAUGUAGCUGUCACCAGCGUAGUAUAAACACUGCUGUGCGGGCAACUCUCAGUCAAAUGCUGAGUGACUUGACUUUACAGUUGCGACAAAGGCAGGAGAAUACGAUCAUUGAAAACCCAGAUGUCCCUCAGGAAUUCAGGAAUCAAGGGUCGACGGUUGAGGCCCUCUGUGAUGACCUUGUCUCUGUGCUCACUGUUCUGUGUGAGAAGCUACAAGCUGCCAUCAAUGACAACCAGCAGCUGCAGCUCCUGUACCUGGAGUGCGUUCUCUCCGUGCUCAGCAGCUCCUCCUCCUCCAUGCACCUGCACAGAGGCUUCACCGACCUGAUCUGGAAAAACCUUUGCCCCGCUCUCAUCGUGAUCCUGGGGAAUCCAAUUCAUGACAAAACCAUCACCUCCGCUCAUAGCAGCGUGAGUGCGGGCGUGGACUCAGACUCUGCGUCUCCAGGAGUUUCCGACCAUGGCCGGGGCUCGGGAUGCUCCUCCACCGCGCCUGCGCUGAGUGGACCCGUGGCUCGGACCAUCUAUUACAUUGCAGCCGAGCUGGUCCGGCUGGUGGGGUCGGUGGAUUCCAUGAAGCCCGUGCUCCAGUCCCUCUAUCACCGCGUGCUGCUCUAUCCCCCACCCCAGCACCGGGUGGAAGCCAUCAAAGUAAUGAAGGAGCUGCUCGGGAGUCCACAGCGUCUCUGCGAUUUGGCAGGACCCAGCUCCACUGAACCGGAAACCAGAAAGAGAUCAAUUUCAAAAAGAAAGUCUCAUCUGGAUCUUCUCAAACUCAUCAUGGAUGGAAUGACUGAAGCGUGCAUCAAGGGUGGCAUCGAAGCUUGUUAUGCCUCCGUGUCCUGCGUCUGCACCCUGCUUGGGGCCUUAGACGAGCUCCGCCAGGGCAAGGGCUUGAGUGAAGGUCAGGUGCAGCUGCUGCUUCUGCGCCUGGAAGAGCUGAAGGAUGGGGCUGAGUCGAGCAGAGACUCCAUGGAGAUCAAUGAGGCCGACUUCCGCUGGCAGCGGCGGGUCCUGUCCUCGGAGCACACGCCGUGGGAGUCGGGGAACGAGAGGAGCCCUGACAUCAGCAUUAGUGUGACCACGGAUACAGGCCAGACCACUUUGGAGGGAGAGUUGGGUCAGACCACACCUGAGGACCACUGUGAAAGCCACAAGAAUGGCCUCAAGUCCCCAGCCAUCCAGGAGAGCAAGGAGAUGCUGAGCAAAGUGUCAGAACCAGAAGCGGUAGACCAGCCAGAUGUGGUUCAGAGAAGCCACACGGUUGCUUACCCUGACAUAACUAACUUCCUGUCGGUGGACUGCAGGAUGAGGUCCUAUGGAUCCAGGUACAGCGAGAGCAACUUUAGCGUAGAUGACCAGGACCUCUCUAGGACGGAAUUUGAUUCCUGUGAUCAGUACUCGAUGGCAGCAGAGAAGGACUCGGGGAGGUCUGACGUGUCGGACAUUGGGUCGGACAACUGUUCGCUAGCUGAUGAGGAGCAGACGCCUCGGGACUGCCUGGGCCACAGGUCCCUGCGAACUGCGGCUCUGUCUCUCAAACUGUUGAAGAACCAGGAGGCCGACCAGCACAGCGCCAGGCUCUUUGUGCAGUCCCUCGAAAGCCUCCUCCCCCGCCUCCUGGCCCUGCCCAGUGUGGAAGAGGUGGACUCCGCCCUCCAGAACUUUGCCUCUACUUUCUGCUCAGGCAUGAUGCACUCCCCCGGGUUUGACGGGAACGGCAGCCUCAGCCUGCAGAUGCUCAUGAACGCGGACAGCCUGUACGCGGCCGCGCACUGCGCUCUGCUCCUCAACCUGAAGCUCUCCCACGGCGACUACUACCGGAAGCGGCCCACCCUGGCGCCCGGCAUGCUGAAAGAAUUCAUGAAGCAGGUCCACAGCAGCGGGGUGGUGAUGGUCUUCUCCCAGGCCUGGAUCGAGGAACUCUAUCACCAGGUGCUCGACAGAAACAUGCUGGGAGAAGCCGGCUACUGGGGCAGCCCAGAGGACAACAGCCUCCCGCUCAUCACCAUGCUGACCGAUAUUGAUGGCUUAGAGAGCAGUGCAAUUGGGGGCCAGCUGAUGGCCUCAGCGUCUACAGAGUCUCCUUUCGCCCAGGGCAGGAGAAUCGAUGACUCCACAGUGGCAGGUGUGGCGUUUGCUCGCUAUAUUCUGGUUGGCUGCUGGAAGAACUUGAUCGAUACUUUAUCAACCCCCCUGACUGGGCGCAUGGCUGGGAGCUCCAAAGGGCUGGCCUUCAUCCUGGGAGCUGAAGGCAUCAAAGAGCAGAACCAGAAAGAACGCGAUGCCAUCUGCAUGAGCCUGGAUGGGCUGCGGAAAGCGGCGCGGCUGAGCUGCGCUCUAGGAGUUGCAGCGAACUGUGCCUCAGCUCUUGCCCAAAUGGCAGCUGCCUCCUGUGUCCAGGAAGAGAAGGAGGACAAGGAAGUCCAAGAACCCAGCGAUGCCAUAGCUCAAGUGAAACUAAAAGUGGAGCAGAAACUGGAGCAGAUCGGGAAGCUGCACGGGGUGUCGCUGCACACAGCCCACGUCUUAUGCAUGGACGCCAUUCUCAGCGUAGGCCUGGAGAUGGGAAGCCACAACCCGGACUGCUGGCCACACGUGUUCAGGGUGUGUGAGUACGUGGGCACGCUGGAGCACACCCACUUCAGCGAUGGCGCCUCCCAGCCUCCUCUGACCAUCAGCCAGCCCCAGAAGGCGCCCGGGGGCUCUGGGCUCCUCGGGGACCUGGAGGGUGAGGGCUCACCCCAGGAGCAGAGCCCGGAGCAGGAGAGCUCACUGAGCAUGGCCCCCGUCAUCCAGCCCCUCUCCAUUCAAGAGCUCAUCAGGGAAGGCAGCCGGGGCCGGGCGUGCGACUUCCGCGGGGGCAGCCUCAUGACCGGGAGCAGCGCCGCCAAGGCCGUGCUCACGCUGUCCACGCAGGCCGACAGGCUCUUUGAAGAUGCUACGGAUAAGUUGAACCUCAUGGCUUUGGGAGGUUUUCUUUACCAGCUGAAGAAAGCGUCGCAGUCCCAGCUUUUCCAUUCUGUCACGGACACAGUUGAUUACUCGCUGGCCAUGCCAGGAGAAGUGAAAUCCACCCAGGACCGGAAAAGUGCGCUGCACCUGUUCCGCCUCGGGGACGCCAUGCUGAGGAUCGUGCGCAGCAGGUCAAGGCCGCUGCUCCACGUGAUGCGCUGCUGGAGCCUGGUGGCCCCGCACCUGGUGGAGGCUGCCUGCCAUAAGGAAAGACACGUGUCUCAGAAGGCGGUUUCCUUCAUCCAUGACAUACUGACAGAGGUUCUCACUGACUGGAACGAGCCACCGCACUUUCACUUUAAUGAAGCACUCUUCCGGCCUUUUGAGCGUAUCAUGCAGCUGGAGUUGUGUGAUGAGGACGUUCAAGACCAGGUGGUCACAUCCAUUGGCGAGCUGGUUGAAGUGUGUUCCUCCCAAAUCCAGUCGGGCUGGAGGCCCUUGUUCAGUGCCCUGGAAACGGUGCACAGCGGGAACAAGUCUGAGGUGAAGGACUACCUAGUCGGUGAUUACUCCAUGGGAAAAGGCCAAGCUCCAGUGUUUGAUGUAUUUGAAGCUUUUCUCAAUACCGACAACAUCCAGGUCUUUGCUAAUGCAGCCACUAGUUACAUCAUGUGCCUUAUGAAGUUUGUCAAAGGACUGGGGGAGGUGGACUGUAAGGAGAUUGGAGACUGUGUCCCGGGACCAGGGGCCACGUCCCCAGACCUGUGCCUCCCUGCCCUGGAUUACCUCAGGCGCUGCUCUCAGUUAUUGGCCAAAAUCUACAAAAUGCCCAUGAAGCCAAUAUUCCUUAGUGGGCGACUUGCUAGCUUGCCUCGAAGGCUUCAGGAGCAGUCGGCGAGCAGUGAGGAUGGAAUUGAGUCCAUCCUGUCCGAUUUUGAUGAUGACACUGGCCUCAUAGAAGUCUGGAUCAUCCUGCUGGAACAGCUAACGGCAGCUGUGUCCAACUGCCCGCGGCAGCACCAGCCGCCAACCUUGGACUUACUCUUCGAGCUGUUGAGAGAUGUUACAAAAACACCUGGACCAGGGUUUGGUAUCUAUGCAGUUGUUCACCUUCUCCUCCCUGUGAUGUCCCUCUGGCUCCGUCGUAGCCAUAAAGACCAUUCUUACUGGGAUGUGGCCUCCGCUAACUUCAAGCAUGCCAUUGGUCUGUCCUGUGAGCUGGUGGUGGAGCACAUCCAAAGCUUUAUACACUCAGACAUCCGGUAUGAGAGCAUGAUCAACACCAUGCUGAAGGACCUCUUUGAGCUGCUGGUCGCCUGCGUGGCCAAGCCCACGGAAACCAUCUCCAGAGUGGGCUGCUCCUGUAUUAGGUACGUCCUCGUGACGGCGGGCCCUGUGUUCACAGAAGAGAUGUGGAGGCUGGCCUGCUGUGCCCUGCAGGACGCGUUCUCCGCCACACUCAAGCCCGUGAAGGAUCUGCUGGGCUGCUUCCACAGCGGCACUGAGAGCUUCAGCGGGGAAGGCUGCCAGGUGAGGGUGGCGGCCCCCUCCUCCUCCCCCAGUGCCGAGGCCGAGUACUGGCGCAUCCGAGCCAUGGCUCAGCAGGUGUUUAUGUUGGACACCCAGUGCUCACCAAAGACCCCGAACAACUUCGAUCAUGCUCAGUCCUGUCAGCUCAUCAUUGAACUGCCUCCUGAUGAAAAGCCAAACGGACACACCAAGAAGAGUGUUUCUUUCAGGGAAAUUGUGGUGAGCUUGCUGUCUCAUCAAGUGUUACUCCAGAACUUAUAUGAUAUCUUGUUAGAAGAGUUUGUCAAAGGCCCCUCUCCCGGAGAGGAGAAGGCGAUCCAAGUGCCAGAAACCAAGCUGGCCGGCUUCCUCAGAUACAUCUCCAUGCAGAACCUGGCCGUCAUAUUUGACCUGCUGCUGGACUCCUACAGGACAGCCAGAGAGUUUGACACCAGCCCUGGGCUAAAGUGCCUGCUGAAGAAAGUGUCUGGCAUCGGCGGUGCUGCCAACCUCUACCGCCAGUCUGCCAUGAGUUUUAACAUCUACUUCCACGCGCUGGUCUGUGCUGUUCUCACCAAUCAAGAAACCAUCACGGCCGAGCAGGUGAAGAAAAUCCUUUUUGAGGACGAUGAGAGAAGCACAGAUUCGUCGCAGCAGUGCUCAUCAGAAGAUGAAGACAUUUUUGAGGAGACUGCCCAGGUGAGCCCCCCGAGAGGCAAGGAGAAGAGGCAGUGGAGGGCUCGGAUGCCAUCCUUAAGUGUCCAGCCCAUCAGCAAUGCAGACUGGGUGUGGCUGGUCAAGAGGCUUCACAAGCUGUGCAUGGAGCUGUGCAACAACUACAUCCAGAUGCACUUGGACCUGGAAAACAGUAUGGAGGAAGCGCCCAUCUUCAAGAGCGACCCAUUCUUUAUCCUUCCCUCCUUCCAGUCCGAGUCAUCCACCCCGUCCACCGGGGGGUUCUCGGGGAAAGAUACGCCUUCCGAGGAUGACCGAAGCCAGACACGGGACCACGUAGGCGAGCCCCUGAGCCUGCGGGCGGGCAGCGGGGAAACACUGAUGCUGCCCCCAAGCCCCAAGGUGGAGAAGAAGGACCCCAGCAGGAAGAAGGAGUGGUGGGAGAACGCAGGUAACAAAAUCUACACCAUGGCCGCCGACAAAACCAUCUCAAAGCUGAUGACAGAAUACAAGAAGAGGAAACAGCAGCAUAACUUGCCCACGUUCUCCAAAGAGGUCAAAGUGGAGAAGAAGGGAGAGCCUCUGGGUACGAGGGGCCAAGGAUCCCCACUGCUUCAGCGUCCUCAGCACUUGAUAGACCAAGGGCAGAUGCGGCACUCCUUCAGUGCAGGCCCCGAGCUGCUGCGGCAGGAGAAGAGGCCCCGCUCGGGCUCCACCGGCAGCUCCCUGAGUGUCUCUGUGAGAGACGCCGAAGCACAGAUCCAGGCGUGGACCAACAUGGUGCUAACCGUCCUCAAUCAGAUUCAGAUCCUCCCAGACCCGACCUUCACGGCCCUCCAGCCCGCAGUGUUCCCGUGCAUCAGCCAGCUGACCUGCCACGUGACUGACAUCCGAGUGCGCCAGGCUGUGAGAGAGUGGCUCGGCCGAGUGGGCCGUGUCUAUGACAUCAUCGUGUAGAAGGCUCACACCGAAGAAAUUCAGUGGUGAGGGUUAGAGUGUGCCUAGCAUUUUCCCCACCACCAGCCCCACUAAAACCGGUGUCUCAGAGAACAAUCAGCUGCUCCCUCUCUAAUUAGCACUGGGGGCCAUUCUGGGUACUCAGGUUGUAUCUAGAUGACACAAAGGAUACUCUGAUUUUGCACAUUAUGUCAGAAGAGUCUCCCUCCGUCCCUUGACAUAUUUCUAAAUCUUGAUGUUUAUUUCCCAGUGCUUCUGCCUGCCAUAUUAUUGCCAAAUGGGUCACUUUCAAGGACCAGUCCUCUAAAAACUUUGCUUUGAUCCAUUGGAUCCAUGUUUUUUUUUUAAUGCAAUUGCUAAGGAAAUAUCUGCUGGUAAGUCAAGCUGAUGGAUAAACAGUCAGACAUCUAGUACCAAACAUUAUUCAUUAGAGAAAGAUUUAUACCACAAUUGUGCAUUUGGUAGGGAAGAAAACUGUUAGGAAGACAUGUUCUUGGAUGUCAAAAUCAAGAAAAGGGUGACUUUCUCUGUAAAAUAUUCCAGAACAUUUAAAAAUUGUCCUAAAUUGUCAAGAUUUUUCUGGUUGGUACUCACCAACUUCCUCAUUGAAGGUACUGUUGUGCCUUUAUUUCCCUAUUUCUAAUGGAAGAAAAUUCUUUCCUGGCAGAAUGUUAAGUCUAUGGUAUGGCAGCCUUUGACACACAGCACUCACUGGUAUUUGCUGAUACAGAUGUUGCCAAGAGACAGAAGACGGACCAGCUACCCUGGCAGUCCCAAUAGGCUUUGCUUUUGCUCUCAAGGCAAAAAAAAAGGAAAGGGAAAGAAAAAAUGGUGCCUUAGUCCCUUGUCUUACAGACAUUUCUAUGCCCCACAGUUACCCGAACAUAAGGUUUAACAUUUGAUUUCUAAGAAAAUAAAACAUUGAAAUGCAACUCAUUUGACAUCCACACCCUUGGAGGAAAGGAAGUGAGUUCUCCAUUCAGUGAGCAGACUUCUCAGGGAAGGGGCAGGAAGUGCGGGGUAGGGAGACAGCUGGAUGGGGUGGGAAAGGGAUUAUAAUGAGAUCAUCUUAAUCUUUAACCUUCAAACAUUACACAACAACCAUAUGAAAUUAUGGUGUCCGUUACACAAGCUCUCGUCUCAGAGGAAAUCUAAAGGAGAAGGAAACACAGAAUGAAGUCCAGGAGAUAAAGUUUUCAGUUUAAAACCUCUCUCCUCUCUGGAAAGUCUAUUUACCCCUUGUCUGAGGUCCUUUUAUUCAGGCUAGUAUUUUAAGUGGAUAUUUCUUUUCUUAAAUUUUGCUAGAAAAAUGAAUCUAGAACCUUUAUCUUACUAUGUAUAGUAUAUUUAUACUAUAGUAUAGUAUAUUUCUUAAGUACUAAUAAUAAUUAAAACUCCUCAAAUACAUUCAUAUAUAUUCUACAGAGUUGCUGUGACAUAAAUUACAAUUUCCCAGCCCCUAAAAAUACAUUCAUAAUUAAAUAUGACAUCUUUUAAAAAUAGACCAUCAAACCUUUGAUAUUGAAGGAAGGAUUUUAAAUUGACAGCUUAACUUAGUGCUGGUAUUUGUAAACUUUGUCUUCCUUGAUAAACAUGUAAACUUAUCUACAAGGUUAACACGAAGACAGAGCUGAUUUACUCAGGCACUCUAAAAGAAGGACCUUUAUCUUUCAGGCUGCCACCUAAAUAAAGGUUACCACGAAAUCCAGAAGACAUUUUUUCAGUUCCAUAAAACACUCUUUGCUUUCGGUGUUUACUUAUUAGAUAAUAAUUUGAGUUUAGAAACAGGUGCACUAUUUGAUAGAAACAAGCAAUGAAUUGUUGGGAUAGCAAUGAGCUAUGUUUUUGCUUUUGAAUUUUUAUAUCUGGUAAGUCAGAUGGAUACUUUCUUUUUUUAACAAGAGCAGCACACGAUUGGUGUUCGGUUUUGUUUGUUUGUUUUUAUGGCUUAUCUUCAGUUCUCCUUUGUGAGCCUGUGAGCACUACAGAAUUUACUGGGAUGGCGGGGGAACUUCCGUACAGUAUUAAAUCAAAGCGAUUACAAAAUGUUUAUAUGUAGCAACUUUUUAUAAAGUAUAAAUAUUCGAAGGAAGCCAGUCUCAAUUUACAAAUGUCACGUCCCAGAGUACGUUAGCUAAUUAUGUAGAAAUCAGAAUUCAUUUUCCCACAGAUUCUCUAUUCUGGGAUCCCAGGCUAGUUGAUAGAAACAGGUCUACCCCUACUCUUUCCAGACACCGCUCUGGCACUAACCUGAUUGUGGGUGCCAAGAGUGAAAAGACGAGAGAAUACACACAGCUCUUGACCUAUAGUUUGGUAAGCGGAUUCUGGAGCCUUCUCAUCAGCUUCCUCACGAACCGCCCUGAGCCACACUGGUCUUCAGCCACCUGCCUUCCCAGCAUACCCUGUGCUCUGCAUCUAGUCAGAGUUCAACCAGAAAAUUCACUGUCGUAGCAAUACUUCCCAGAGGUAUUUGCAGUCUUCAAAAAGGACAUUGUUUGAUACAAAUAGUCUCUAACGAACAGGACUUCAGCAUCCAGUGAAGUCCGUUGAACCCUCCCAGGGUGGAUAAGAAAGGAUAGAAUUAGGAACCCUUGCUAGAGAGCCGUAGGUGGCCCAGUGAGCCCCUCGCAUUCUUCCGGUGUCUCCGUUUCUGCCUUUCCCCAAGGUCCCUGAAAGACCAGGGUCAGAGCAGCCUUUGUAGUUAGUACUGCCAAAAGCGUGUUACCCUAAGGUUGAGAUGUACUCUUUUUUUCUAAUAUUUUGGUAAAGUGCACAUCAUGAACACCUGGAAAACUCAACGUGUAAAAGAAAAGCCAAGUAUAUCACACUCUUCUUCAGGUUUUUCCUCACCAUGAGGGCACGGAUUUGAGGGAGGGCAAAUAGAUUGCUCUAGGGCGCAUCUCCUGAGCAGCUUUUAAAGAAGCUCGGGCUGCCUCUUUAUACCAUCUUGUUCUCUCUCCCCUUAAGAUUAUUCCCUAGCCUUCUCCAUCAAUACAAAACUAGGCACCUAGUUUUAGGCUAUUUAAUGGCUGGCCAAGGCUGAUACUAACAUACAUAAUGGCUCACGUUAAAGUAUUCUUAAUCAGAUGUGACAAAAAUGGUAACAUAACUCAAAAGUACCUUUAAAUAGAAACUUGUUUAUAACAAUAUCUUGAGGCUUUUUGUUGUUGUUUUAAGGAGAAGGCAUGUACAGAAUCAGUUGCAGGAGUGAUGUAACUUUAACUGGAGUUAAAGAAUAGAUAUCUUUGACUUCCCCCAAAUACAUUGCAAUACUGCUUAAGAAAGGAAAAUCAUUCAUGUCAGUCCCUUCAAACUGAACAGGCCUUUCUCUGGAGCUGAAAACAAUAGCAAAAAACGUCACAAAUAGCGGGGAAGAGGUAACAUUUGUUGAGUGCCAUUGUGAAUGGAGUUCUUCACCUACAUUACCAUAUUUUAUUUUCACAGUAACCUUGUGAAACAGUUACUGUUUUCCUCAUUUUUUUAGGUCAUGACAGAGACCCAGAGAGGUUAAGAAAUUUGCCCAAGAUAACCAGUAAAUGGCAAAGUUGGUUGCAAAAGAGGUAUUCCUGAAUUCAAAGGCCAUGUUAUCUCUACUAUACCAGGCUGUAAAUGCAGAGUAAACACUGGAGUGUCUCAAGGAACUACACAGUUAAAAUGAGUUCAAAAUAUUUCAUUGAUAUCCCAGAUCCAUAAUGUUAUGGGGAUUUUUCUAAUAGGGUUAAAAAAAGGAUUGUGUUUAUAGAGAGAUCAUGUAUAACAAUAUUUUGAGUGUUCAAACAGAAACAAAAUCUAAACUUUAAUCUUAAAGCAAGCCUUCAGCAGUCAUUUCGAAAACCUGCCCAUUAGGUGGAAAUGACGGGAUACUAUUGUUCAUGGCCAUCUGUCACGCAGGAAAAGCGUGGCAGUCUGUGUCGGGAAUGACAUGCGCAAAUUGUGAACCUUUUUCAAUUACCAUUUAAUCACUCAGAGUGAAGUGCCCUGUAGCCAACAGUGCCUCUCUACUUGCUUGCCUGGGAAGUAUAUGGAACUAGAUGUGUAGGUCAGCACCUAAGUCGGGGAAUGUGCAAACUAGAUGAUAACCAUUUUCAAACGCACGCUCUGAAGAGGAGGUCUUAGUUAGAUGAAAUUGUUUCAAGAACUGGCUACCGAGGGCAUCAGGUCAAUAUCCGCAGUAACCAUGUGCCAUAACACCUAAUAUUCCUGCGUACUUUGCAGACAAGGAAACAGGCAGAAGGGAAAUCCAGAACGUAACAUAUGUUUGGGUACCACUUAGGUGAUCCUAGUGCAAUCAGUGUGGCCUUUAAAAAGCAAGAGACUACUUUUAAGCACUUUGUAUUAGAAAUAUGAGCUUAUUUCGGGCAAGAUAUAUGAAAUUGGUAAAGAGCUCAUAACUAUGCUUCAUCAAAACACACACGCACACACACAACUGUAUGCCCCUCAUUGAUUAGUGGACCAAUCUAGAAAAUUUUGUUUGUGAGUUUCUCUUCCUGUGUGUGUAUUGUAACAUUUGUAUAUGAUGUGGAAGUAACUAAAAAUUAAAAUUUUGGACUAAAACACCAUAUAGAUUUCCAAACCACAAUUACUUCAGAAAAGACAGACCAAAAAAAAUCAUCAUCAUGGCCUGGGAUAGCCUAAGAGAAACUCAGUUGAGGACAAUGCUCAGUUUUUUUAUAAACAGCGGCACCACUUCUCAACGGCAGGAAAGCCACUGUCACGCCACUAGCACCAUACAAAGCAGCCCUCUCUCCACGUACUAAUGCAAGGGGGCUCCAGGGAAGAGAGACAGGCUGACCAUCGAUCGUAGUGACAAAACUGCCGCUGACUGCUGGCGAGCCCCUCCCAGCUGUGGUCCCUCCAGCCUGUCAGCCACCAGGAACCGUUUGUACCGUCAGCUCCCUCCUGAAGGUGUAAGUCACGGUUGUCUGGUGUCUUCUGACUUUAGGAGAGCGGUCCUCCGACGUUAGCACACAUCAGAGUCACCCGGAGGGCUGGCCAAAGCCCAGGUGCCCGGCCCGGGGUUUCUGCCACAGUGGGUCUGGAAAUCUGCAUUUCUAACGAGUUCCGAGGGGAGGCCUGUGCUGCUGGGCUGGGGACCACACUUUGAGAACCACCGUGUUGAGAAAAUUUCCAGCUCUUACCUUUAAGAUCAGCUUGACUCAUCAAGCACUUAGAGAAAAACUUAACCUUGGGCAGACAACUUGGGAUUGGAUUUAUCUGCAGCAUUCCUGCUCAGUCUCCCCAGUUUCUGUGUUUAUCACACCAACAAUUGUGUUUUACAAGCUAGAGGACAAUGAAUGUCUACAUUCCAUGGAGCAGUGAGAUCAGUAUGAGCUCCUCGUCUUUGUAUUUAGAUACAUUGAUUCUCUGGAUAAUCAUUUGUGUCCCGGUGGCCCUUUGACUUGUACUGAGGUGAUUUUAAGUUUAAGUAUGUGGUGUUUGCGUUUCUCCUGCUCUUACAGUUUUAAUGAGAUGUUUCCAUGCCGACUCCAUCACAACCUUGGCUCCUGGCUUCCAGAUGUUUCUGAGUAGUUGCUUGCUUGCUAGUAGUUUUAUAUCUCUCGUUAGUCACCGAAAUGUCAGCACUUGCAGAUGACAUUACACUAUUUGAUGUACCUUCAUUUUUCAGUUAAUUGUCUGGUGUAAAUUAAUAUUUUAAUUUCCUGUUGACCUGCAGUCUACCAAAUGGCUUCAUGGAAAUUUGCAAACAUAACCACUCCCGUUUGAGCAGUAAAUGUGCCUGUUUUAAAGACUUCUCAGUAGAUGUGUUGGGUCGGUGCUCUCAUCUGCACAAUAGAGACCAUAUUCAUUAUCUCAUCUUCCAAAUGAUGGGAAAAUUGUAAAAGUGCAUCCAUAUGCAUUGGGAAUACAGUGAAAUCAUGCUAACUCAAAGAUAGCUGGGGCCUUAGUUUAGUUCUUCACUCUUUAUCGAAUUAAUUGGCUUUGGAAAUACAUGAAAAAUAUAAGGAACAUAGAGGGAAUAAUUCAAGAGAAAAAAAUUACCUUAAAAUCAUCACCAAUGUGUUACCUAUUUAAUUACACAUAAUUUUUAUUGAUUUAAUAAAGUUUCUCUGAACACUUCUUAAAUACCCUGAUAUCAUUUAAAUUUAUUUUUUUGUAUGAAUAGAAAGUAAUGACUAUAUUUACUAGAAUUAAUGAGAUGAGAAAGUAUAUCAAAGUGUGAAUGGUAUCAAGGAUUCAAAUCCUUGCCUCUGUGGCUGGAAAUAAAGUUUAUCAUUUUCCUUUUGUUUUCCAUAACCUCUUUUUGGAAAUUAUGUAUGAAUUUAACUCUUUUAAGAAUAAUUUAUUUCCAAAUUAAAUUUUAAAAUUAACCUCUAAGAAUAUUUUCGAUUUAUUUUACCAACCGGUGCCAAAAAAAGGGGGGAGGGGGAAGAUCUAAAAGCCAAUCUUUUGAAUCACCACAUAAAAUAUUAUGUUUUCUCUGAAAGUCGGGGAAGCUCUACUCCCUGACAGCACCAGCCGCCCAUGGUCAUCCAUGGCUACCUCAUGAUUACGUGCAAGCUACUUCAUAUCCCUCCCUCUACUAUUUGUUCUUCUGAUUUUUGUUGGGAAGUAAUUCUCGCUGAUAAAAAUAAGUUUCCCGCUACAUAGGCAAAGCUGGACAAAGAGGAAUGCUUCUGAUAUUUUGGUUUCACCUCAGUUGAAACCCUGUGGUAGAAUAUACGGGUAUGGCGUGACGGGGCUGCAGGAGGUGCCU
Messenger RNA from Pteronotus mesoamericanus, 13293 nucleotides. RefSeq names its product ARFGEF family member 3 (gene ARFGEF3). Gene Ontology annotation, biological process: regulation of ARF protein signal transduction. Lineage: Eukaryota; Metazoa; Chordata; Mammalia; Chiroptera; Mormoopidae. The coding region runs from base 45 to 6578 and encodes 2177 amino acids. The record is from RefSeq and is a predicted model, not a curated record. The transcript is spliced from 34 exons. Gene Ontology annotation, molecular function: guanyl-nucleotide exchange factor activity.